AAAUCAGUUUUAUUCGGGCUGUCGUUUCUCGCCCGGAUCCAAAUCUUCGGAUAUAAGUAAUUGGUAAAUAAUUUAGUUCGCUAAAUUCGGAGAAGGAAAUAUGUAUCCGUAUAGCGUAUCGACCCACUAUACAUCACUAAAAAUCUCAAUCUAAAAUAUCUGCGAUUUCCUUUAAAAAAAUAGAAAAAUCUAAAAAAAAGAAAAAUCUUCUCACCGUGCUCUCUCUCCUUAUCUCUUCACGCGCGCUACGCAGAAUUUUUCUUCUGGCUUCGUUAUAUCCUGGCCGCCGUGUUGAUUCCUGCUUAUCUUCAACGCCGGCCAACCUCACUUCCCAUGGCCGUCCUCUACCUCUCGGCUCUCUGUUGGCCGGUGUUCCUCUCCUCCUCACGGCGCCUCCUCUGCUCCAGCUCGGCCCCGCCCUGCGUGCGCUGCUCCCUGGCGCUCCUCCUCCUUUCUCCCAACCGCGCGUCCCUCCCAUGGCUGCCUGCGCCGCGCGCCCUGCUCCUCUGCACGCAGCCGCGUUCCUCUACCGACCAUCCAUUUCCCUGCCGAGGUUUCGCCCAGCCGUCCUUCCUUUCUCUCAACUCCGGCUGCGCUGUUUCCAUGCCUGGCCGCAUCGAGCUCGGGGCCUGCUCGCUGUCCUUCAGCUCACGCCCGGCCCAGCUCGGAUCUCGCUCCAGUUCGCCGUUCCCCCUUCCUUGCCGUGGAAGCUGGCCACUGCUGCUCGGCUUCUCUGGUGCGCGCGAUUUGCCGGCCAGGUCCCCUCACCUGUGGUCUCCUCGCCGCGUGUUCUGGCCGUCGACCUCGCUUGGCCCUGUAUCGUUAGGCUAUUCAAUCAUGGUCGCUGCCGCGGGCGCUUGUCCCUGAUGCACAUUGCGCGGUAUUUGGAUCACGCCGAUUGACUCCCGCCUUACGUCGUGUUGUGUGCCGGCUUUCCCUCGCGGUAGACCACGCCGUCGUAUAACCUUGUUCGCUUCGCGGCAUCACCAUCGUCAUCUGCCAGCUCCAUCACUGACCUUUCCUAGUAUUUUUUCCCCAACACCGAGUCUCUCUGACCUUACUGCUCAUCGGUGCAAUUUGUGUGCGUGGGUGAAGAAAGCGAGGCCCGUGUGCAUCGCUCAUCAAGUGCUUGGCCAAAGACUUCAAUCGAAGGUCGUCAUCGUUCAUGUGAUGAUUGAGUCAAAUUACAAUAUAGUGAGUUGAUUCGCUAUUUCUAUUAUUAGUUCGAUCAUUGGAUUAGCUAGAUUUAUUAGUCGUGAUAAUUCUCGUGUUUAGCAGGCGUGUUGUGUGAUCAGCUCCAUAUUCUUACUAUUUUAGGUAUUCUGCUCUGUUGCGUCAUUCUUAAAUAAAUUGGAAGCGAGUAGCGUUAGCGAGCCAGUUUCAGUCGAAAUACGAGAAGCCCCAUGAUAAAGUCAAUGAUUUUAUCGGGUAGUUAUUGUAUUCUAUAUUUAGUAAUAGACUGAGUGUCAUGGAUGAA
Messenger RNA from Zea mays, 1477 nucleotides. RefSeq lists its product as uncharacterized. The record is from RefSeq and is a predicted model, not a curated record. Lineage: Eukaryota; Viridiplantae; Streptophyta; Magnoliopsida; Poales; Poaceae. Bases 334 to 867 code for a protein of 177 amino acids. The transcript has a single exon.